UUAGUUUUGUUCUGUGCAUUGUCUCUCGUCCUGUUGGGGCAUUGAAUUUUCAACCUUUCCACCCCCACCAAAAAAAGAAAAAAAAAAGAAAAGAAAAAGAAAACAACGUAUUUUUGCAUAUAGAUUCUCUCUUCUGUGCGUCUCUUAGUAUAAUUUGGCAUUCCACAGAUCGAAAGAACAAAGCUUUCCUUUCAUUUCCUUUCCUUUCUCAGACAGAGAAAGAGAGAGGAAACACUUGUAGCCAAGCAAAGAAUCAUUUCAUUGUUUCAUCAUUCUUCCUUCCUCAUUUUCAUAUCAAAUACCAAAUACCCUUUUUCCCUCUUCUUUCAAUUCCAUUACUAUCCCAUUUUAUUUCUCUCUCUCUCUCUCUCUCUCUCUCUCUCUCUAAAACAGAGAAAGGAGGGAGAAAGACCAAUUGGCAAGUUCCGUGUUUCUUCUUCUUCUUCUUCUUUGGAGAUGAAAGUGGUUGUUUUGUGAAGUGGGGUUUCUUUAAUUUUCUCUCUCAAGACUUUUUUCUUUUUGUUUGGUCCCUCAUGGAUACCAAAGGACGCCUCGUUGCUGGUUCUCACAACAGGAAUGAGUUUGUUGUCAUCAAUGCCGAUGAGGUUUCACGAGUGACUUCUGUUAAAGAGUUAAGUGGGCAGAUUUGCCAGAUCUGUGGGGAUGAGAUUGAGAUUACUGUGGAUGGAGAGCCUUUUGUUGCUUGCAAUGAAUGUGCAUUUCCUGUUUGUAGACCUUGCUAUGAGUAUGAAAGAAGAGAGGGAAAUCAAGCUUGUCCUCAGUGCAAAACCAGAUACAAAAGAAUCAAAGGGAGCCCUAGAGUUGAUGGUGAUGAAGAUGAGGACGAUAUUGAUGACUUAGAGAAUGAGUUUCAUAUUGCAAAUGGCGGAGAUCCUAACAACAUUGCUGAGGCAAUGCUUGCGGCUCGCCUCAAUGUCGGUCGUAGUUCCCAAAUCAAUGGUUUUGGGAUCACUACUCCGUCAGAGCUGGAUGCAGCUUCUGUUGCUACUGAAAUUCCUCUCCUGACCUAUGGCCAAGAGGAUACCGGCAUUUCUUCUGAUAAGCACGCUCUUAUAAUUCCCCCAUUUAUGAGUCGAGGAAAACGGGUUCAUCCGAUGCCAUUUUCUGAUUCUGCCACUACCUUUCCACCAAGACCAAUGGAUCCAAAGAAAGAUUUGGCAGUGUAUGGUUAUGGAUCUGUCGCGUGGAAGGAUCGCAUGGAGGAAUGGAGGAAGAAGCAGAACGAAAAGCUUCAGGUGGUCAAGCAUGAAGGAGGAGAGGGCGGCGGAGAAAAUGGAGAUGAUCAUGAGUUACCCACAAUGGACGAGGGCAGGCAGCCACUUUCAAGAAAGCGACCAAUUCCUUCAAGCAAGAUAAGCCCAUAUAGAAUCAUAAUUCUUCUUCGGAUAGUGAUCCUCUGCCUAUUUUUUCACUAUAGAAUUCUCCACCCCGUCAAUGGUGCAUAUGGUUUGUGGUUGACCUCGGUUAUAUGUGAAAUUUGGUUUGCUGUAUCAUGGAUCCUGGAUCAAUUCCCAAAAUGGUGUCCAGUCAUACGCGAAACAUAUCUUGAUCGGCUAUCAUUGAGGUAUGAGAAAGAAGGGAAGCCAUCUGAGUUGGCCAGUAUAGAUAUAUUUGUAAGUACGGUGGAUCCUAUGAAAGAGCCUCCACUCAUUACCGCCAACACAGUUCUCUCUAUCCUCGCCGUAGAUUAUCCAGUCGACAAGGUUGCAUGCUACGUCUCAGAUGAUGGUGCUGCCAUGCUGACUUUUGAAGCCCUCUCAGAGACGUCUGAGUUUGCAAGAAAGUGGGUCCCAUUCUGCAAGAAAUUCAAACUAGAACCGCGAGCCCCAGAGUGGUACUUUGCUCAAAAGGUUGAUUACCUAAAAGACAAAGUAGACCCAACAUUUAUUAAGGAGCGAAGAGCCAUGAAGAGAGACUAUGAGGAGUUCAAAGUUCGGAUUAAUGGAUUGGUUGCCACUGCAAAGAAGGUCCCUGAGGAGGGUUGGACGAUGCAAGAUGGAACUCCAUGGCCUGGCAACAGUGUCAGGGAUCAUCCUGGCAUGAUUCAGGUUUUUCUUGGUCACAAUGGUGUCCGUGAUUUGGAAGGGAAUGAUUUACCACGCUUGAUUUACGUGUCUCGUGAGAAGAGGCCGGGUUUUGAUCAUCACAAAAAGGCCGGAGCCAUGAAUGCUCUGAUACGAGUCUCGGCAAUCAUCUCAAAUGCACCUUACAUACUCAAUGUUGAUUGCGACCACUACAUAAACAACAGCAAGGCGCUUCGUGAAGCCAUGUGCUUCAUGAUGGACCCCACUUCAGGAAAGAAGAUCUGUUACGUACAAUUUCCUCAACGAUUCGAUGGGAUUGAUCGUCAUGAUAGAUACUCAAAUCGGAAUGUUGUUUUCUUUGAUAUCAACAUGAAAGGUUUAGAUGGGAUUCAAGGACCGAUUUAUGUUGGAACUGGGUGCGUCUUUAGAAGGCAGGCACUCUAUGGAAAUGAUGCUCCCAAAAAGAAGAAAGCCCCAAGAAAGACCUGUAAUUGUUUGCCAAAAUGGUGCUGCUUUUGUUGUGGAUCUAGGAAGAAGAACAAGAAAGCAAAGUCAGACAAAAAGAAGACGACGAAAACUAAGGAUGAUACAAAGCAGAUUUAUGCACUUGAAAAUAUUGAGGAGGGAAUAGAAGGAAUAGAUAACGAAAGAUCAUCGCUGAUGUCCCAAACCAAAUUUGAAAAGAAGUUUGGUCAAUCAAAUGUUUUUAUUGCUUCCGCACUUUUGGAAGAUGGUGGUGUCCCCAAGGGUGCAUCUUCUGCAUCACUCUUGAAAGAAGCCAUUCACGUUAUUAGUUGCGGAUAUGAAGACAAAACAGACUGGGGAAAGGAGGUUGGUUGGAUAUACGGCUCCGUUACAGAGGAUAUUCUGACUGGCUUCAAGAUGCAUUGCCAUGGCUGGAGAUCAGUAUAUUGCAUACCCAAAAGGCCUGCAUUUAAGGGUUCUGCUCCUAUUAACCUUUCAGAUCGGCUGCACCAGGUUCUUCGGUGGGCCCUGGGAUCUGUUGAGAUUUUGUUGAGUAGGCAUUGUCCUAUAUGGUAUGGCUAUGGGUGUGGUUUAAAGUGGUUGGAGCGCUUUUCGUACAUAAACUCCGUUGUUUAUCCUAUUACAUCAAUUCCCUUGCUCGCUUACUGCACCUUGCCCGCUAUCUGUCUACUUACCGGGGAGUUCAUCGUCCCUGAGAUUAGCAACUACGCCAGCAUCAUCUUUAUGGCCCUCUUCUUAUCCAUUGCCGUAACAGGUAUUCUCGAGAUGCAGUGGGGUGGUGUUGGCAUACACGAUUGGUGGAGGAAUGAGCAGUUCUGGGUGAUCGGUGGUGUUUCGUCGCACCUUUUUGCUCUCUUCCAAGGUCUGCUUAAGGUUUUAGCUGGGGUUAACACAAACUUCACUGUCACAUCUAAAGCAGCCGACGAUGGAGAGUUCUCGGAGCUCUACCUGUUUAAGUGGACCACUUUGUUGCUCCCCCCAUUGGUCUUGCUCAUCAUGAACGCAAUUGGAGUCGUCAUUGGGGUUUCAGAUGCCAUCAGUAACGGUUACGACACGUGGGGUCCGCUCUUUGGCAGACUCUUUUUUGCCAUUUGGGUUAUUGCCCAUCUCUAUCCAUUCCUCAAGGGUUUCUUGGGCAAACAGGACAGGGUUCCAACAAUCCUUGUUGUGUGGGCAAUUCUUCUGGCGUCAAUAUUCUCACUUUUGUGGGUCAGAAUCAACCCAUUUGUCUCUAAAGGUGAUAUUGUGUUGGAAGUUUGUGGAUUGGAUUGUGACUAAGAUCAGAACAAGGUUGAGAAGAGAUGUUGUGAAAAUUUCGUGUAGAAAAGUUUGUGUAGAAAAAUAUGCACAAGUGAAAAAUGCUUUUUUGGUUGAAGAGAAAAAGGCAUCCCUAUGUCUUCAAAAAAAUGGUCAUCUAUGGUGGAGGAAAACAAAAGGAUGAAAUUCAAGGAGUUCAAUCAAUUGGUUGGGGUGCAUGUAGAUAUAAAGGAAAUGGGAUCUGACACAUUGAGAUUUGUUUAUGAAAAGGGGUUUUUCUUUUGAUUCAUUAUUAUACGUGGACACUGUGUUUUGUUGAAAUGGAUUGUAUUCAAGGUCUGUCUGUAAUUCCAUGAGGGAGAGAGAAAGAGCAUUCAGUGUUAUUUUUGUUUACCUUCCUAAUAAGGGGACCUCCUGAAGCCUCAACAAAGUGUUUUGUCUUGUGUUUGAAAGUGAAAAUCAGGUCACCACAUAGUAUUUAUGUUGCUCUCUCUCUCUCUCUUUGUUGUAUUGUAUUUUUGACUGAAAAAUAAUCUAUCACUCGAAGUGAUAAGUCUGAAUGUCCAAAUUUAUCUGGUGAACAAAAAAAAAAAAAUCUCUUACAA
Messenger RNA from Morus notabilis, 4393 nucleotides. Its product is annotated as cellulose synthase A catalytic subunit 2 [UDP-forming]. The record is from RefSeq and is a predicted model, not a curated record. The coding region runs from base 534 to 3809 and encodes 1091 amino acids. Gene Ontology annotation, molecular function: cellulose synthase (UDP-forming) activity. NCBI's taxonomy places the organism in Eukaryota, Viridiplantae, Streptophyta, Magnoliopsida, Rosales, Moraceae. The transcript has 14 exons. Gene Ontology annotation, cellular component: trans-Golgi network; plasma membrane. Gene Ontology annotation, biological process: cellulose biosynthetic process; plant-type primary cell wall biogenesis.